AAGAAGGAAGGAUCCUAAAAAAACAGAGUCCGCUUUUCAAAGUUGUCUCCUUUAACAAACCAACCCCACUUGACCCCUUUCUCCUCUCUAUAAAAACUCUUUCUUUCUUUCGUUCCUUCUCAUAUCAAUUCCCAUCACAUCUUUGGUGUCUUGCUCUGUUUCUCUUCUUUAACCUCUCUGUUUCUCUUGAUUUCGAUGUGUUUGAUUAUGGAAUCGGAUGAACACAACAGCGACGGUGAUGUUUUAGCCCCGCCGUUUAACUUCUCCAUGGUUGAAGAUGGAAUUUACCGAUCUGGGUUCCCUCGACCUGACAAUUUCACUUUCCUCAAAACCCUAAAUCUUCGUUCCAUCAUUUAUCUGUGUCCUGAACCAUACCCAGAGGAGAAUCUCAAGUUUCUUGAGGCUAACAACAUUAAGCUUUUCCAAUUUGGUAUUGAAGGCAAAACGGAUCCUCCUACUCCUAUGCCCAAAGAUACAAUUUUGGAUGCUCUCAAAGUCUUAGUUGAUGUAAGAAACCAUCCAAUUCUCAUUCAUUGCAAUCGGGGAAAGCAUAGGACAGGUUGUCUAGUGGGAUGCUUAAGAAAAGUUCAGAGCUGGUGCUUAUCAUCGGUGCUCGAGGAAUACCAGAAGAACGCGGGUAUAAAGUGGAGACAAAUGGACUUGAAUUUUAUAGAGGCGUUUGAUACAGUGAGCUUGAGAAAGUGUCUCUUGAGCAUCAUGUAUCGCUAUCACGGCAAGAGGAGGAGGUUAGCGUAUGAAGAAGAAAAUGUCCAGACACCUAAACCGCAGGCUGCUAAAGUUUAAAAAGAGAGCAACCAAGUGCCGAUAUAUCUCAGGUUUUAAUAUUGAGUUCCGAUUCAAUGGUGACUGGAUGAUUCUUUUAGGAGGAUAUGUUUUAAUUAACCGCAAAGUCUACAAAGUUUGAUUUUUCUUUUGUUUUUUUUAUAAGAAAUCGAAAUGUACAGAUAGGGUUAUUCUUCAUUACAAAUUGUUGCAGAAGGGGUUGUUUUAACUUUGAUGAAUGUUUAAGUUGUAAAAUUAAAAUUAAAA
This is a messenger RNA of Capsella rubella, 1050 nucleotides long. RefSeq names its product probable tyrosine-protein phosphatase At1g05000. The record is from RefSeq and is a predicted model, not a curated record. Lineage: Eukaryota; Viridiplantae; Streptophyta; Magnoliopsida; Brassicales; Brassicaceae. Gene Ontology annotation, biological process: protein dephosphorylation. Gene Ontology annotation, cellular component: cytoplasm. The coding region runs from base 196 to 804 and encodes 202 amino acids. Gene Ontology annotation, molecular function: phosphatase activity. The transcript has 5 exons.